Chaetomium fimeti is the source of this 5231-nucleotide messenger RNA. RefSeq lists its product as uncharacterized. Gene Ontology annotation, molecular function: protein binding. The coding region runs from base 165 to 5102 and encodes 1645 amino acids. Lineage: Eukaryota; Fungi; Ascomycota; Sordariomycetes; Sordariales; Chaetomiaceae. The transcript is spliced from 2 exons. The record is from RefSeq and is a predicted model, not a curated record.
CCUGCCCCCGCCACUCAAGCAGUGCGCCUCGGGAGCCUCGUUCGUCAGCUCCCAGGUUCGUCGACAUGUCGCCAGCUUCAAUUUCCCUCAAUUUCAUCCAAAACUCGGAAGUCCAUCAUAACAUCGGACAAAAAUGAAGUUUGGUGCACGGGGUUCAGUGAGAGAUGCCCAUACAACAACAUCAACCCCUAAAAGGAAUCAGCAAUACAGGGCUCUCGGUAGUCCAUGAGCCCGAGGGCAAUGCGCCAGCCGCCGUCGUCGAUAUUGUCAUUGUCCAUGGUCUCCAGGGCCAUCCUUUCACAACAUGGGCUUGCAACAGACCGUCUCCGCCGCGGCAGGCAUCUCUGCCAGUGCAACGCGGCAAGAAGAGGGAUUCUUUGCGCUCCAUGAUCUCCGUACGUCUGCGAAAAUCUUCCCCGGGUAGCAAGUCCCCGCAACCGGCAGACCUACAUCAUCCCCAGAAGCUCCAGGAAUCCAACCCACUCGUCUACUGGCCCCGGGAUCUGCUCCCAAAAGACUGCCCCCAGUCCCGUGUUCUCGUCUAUGGUUACGAUACCAAGGUCACCAAGUAUGUUAAAGCCGCUACCAACAAGAACAGUGUCUUCUCCCACGCCAAGGACCUGCUUUUUGCGUUGUCGAGGGCAAGGCAGCUUGACCGACCCCUGAUCUUCAUCACCCACAGCCUCGGAGGCGUGGUCGUCAAGGAAAUGCUCGCCCAAUCCGCCAUGGCCACCGAGGAAGGGCCGAAAAACAUCGUCGACUCUACAUCAGCCGUCGUCUUCCUCGGCACCCCUCACCGAGGGAGCCCAGAGCUGGCUGCUCUUGGCGAAUGGGCCCGAAGCUUGAUCAGCAUUUUUAGGAUGGAGACCAACGACGCCAUUCUCAACGCCCUGAAUCUCAGGACUACCGAUCUUGAACGUGCUCAAGAAUCCUUUUCGGCUCUCUGGUUCAAGUACGACUUCCGGGUAAAGACGUUCCAGGAGGGCCUGGGGUUGACGGGUGUCAACUUGUCAGUUUUGGGCAACAAGGUCGUCCCGGACUCGUCAUCGCUCAUAGGAGACCCCCGUGAGCAACCAGAAACCAUGCAGGCAAACCAUAUGGACAUGUGUAGAUUCGCAGGUCCCGACGACCCAAACUACCUGAAGCUAUCCGGAGAAAUCGGCUCAAUCUAUGCCUCGCUCGUCGGUCUCAACGAACAGAAAGUCCACCAGGGCGGCCAUAUCCAACGGCAUAAACCAUCUCUGGCCGCUCAGUCAAUGAGGUCGGCGCCAUCGGCGCGGUCAACGCGGACGAGAAGCGGGAGACAUCCUGGCCUGGGCGCCGCUGAGAUGUCCAGUCUCAAAACCCUAUGGUAUGCGGGUAUGGAUGAACGAUGGCGCAACGUGGAGGAGCCAGCCGCACAGACGACGCUUUGGCUCUAUGAGCAGCCCUCAUACCAAGACUGGUUCCACAACCGGAACCAAGACAAACAUUGCGGUCUUCUCUGGUUGAAGGGCAAGCCCGGCGCAGGAAAAUCGACCCUCAUGAAGGCAGCGUUCCGGAGGGCCGAGGCUCAGCAAAUACAGUCCGGUUAUUGGACCGCGGCUUUCUUCUUCAACGCCAAAGGCAGUGAGCUGGAGCACUCCCCCCUCGGCCUCUUUCGGUCACUGCUAUAUCAACUACUACCCCGGUAUCCCAGCCAUAUGCGUCGAUUCGCCCAGAUUCUGUCCUCCAAGAGUGAGCUGAACCCAGACAAACCGCCCGCCCUCGGCGAAUCCGAACUCAAGACCUUCCUUCAGUCCAUGUUUGCUACGAAAAUAGAGGGGAGAACCGUCAUAUUUGUCGAUGCUCUCGACGAGUGUGACGCUAAGGCUAUGCGAUCCCAAGCGUACUUCUGGAGGGAGAUCACCCAAUCUGCCCAUGCUGCGGGCACCGAGCUCAGCGUUUGUCUUUCGAGCCGCCAUUUCCCAGCCAUCACAGUGACCAACUGCCCCGAGAUUCUCGUGGAUCAGCACAACAACCAGGAUAUCAUCAGGUAUGUGGACCAAAGACUCGGUCUCGGGAUUUCCGAAGCAGAACCAGAAAGACAGAUUCUCAGAGACCGCAUCAUCAGCAAGUCGGCUGGCGUAUUCCUCUGGGUGACCUUGGUUGUGGACGACAUACUUCAGAAACGGGACGAGGGUACGAGCUUGCGGUCUUUGCUUGGAGAACUCGACAACAUCCCCGAAGAAUUAGAGACCCUAUUUUCGUCACUACUCCGGGCCCUGGAGCCGGGCUUGAGGCGGCUCACUCUCCGGCUGUUUGAAUGGGUUGUUCUGGCAACCAGGCCUCUCCGUCUCUACGAAUGGCAUCACAUUCUUGGUUUCAUCCAAUCCGAGCCACCCGAGUCUCUCGCCGCCUGGCGAAAAUCGGAGAAAUACACGGACAGCACUGAGCAGCUGGCGAAGCAAAUCAGAACGGUAUCCAAGGGUCUGAUCGAAAUAGUAUCUAGCGUUGGGGUUGGGGAUCAUCAAAGCGACGGCUCCGCGCUCAGCUCUGCUUACGCCGGCGCUGGGUCAAUGGAACUCGACCAGGGCGAGAACCGCAUCGUACAGGUAAUUCACGAAUCGGUACGGGAAUACUUUCUGCACGGCGGUGGCUCCUCCUUGUUCGACGAGAGUCACACUCAAUCGUUCGUUGCCCAGGGCCAUCUCUCCAUCAUCGGCACCUGUCUGGACUAUAUCAACAUUAAGGAGCUGGAUGCGCUGGUCGAGGCACGUACCGGGCCGGCCAAACCUGCUGUCCCACUAAACCAGGGGUUUCUAUCCGUCCCUGCUAGAGCGCGCUCCUGGGAGUCGUCGUCGAGCGAAUCCAGCUCAUCACCUAGGAACACCUUCUCUCGCGGCUGGGGCCGGAGAGCCUCCGGCAGUGUCAAAAGCUUUGGCUCCGCUUUUAGCCAUUCCAGUAGCUACGGGGCACGGGCUAGAAGGCACAGCGUUGAUGCGGGAAAGAGUAGCUACCGGGAACGGGUUAGAAGACACAGCGUUGAUUCGGUAAAGAUUAGCCAUCCCUUUCGCCUGGCCACGACAACCAGUUGGAAGCCAAUCUCUAUGGGCAGCCGGUCCUCUUCCAAACGGUCUACGGCCGGCCGCAAUGCUCCCCAGGGGGAGUCCGUCUUUGAACAACUCAAAAAGGCAUCUGACGCAGCUUGGGACCGCGAUUACUUUGCACAGAGGAUGUCCAUGUACAAAAUCGCCCCGGACCAGAUAUCGGUCAACCCAUCUCUUCCGUACGAUACCAUGACGGUAAAGACGCGGCUUCUUGAGGACUACCCAGCGCUCCUUUCCUACGCCGUAUCCGAGGUGUUUGCCCACGCUCAGUUGGCUGACGAGGCUGGGGCCGACCCAAGCCCGGUUGUGCGUCGCUUUCAGGAGAAUGGUCAAUGGACCAGGUGGUUAGCUUUGGCCGAGGACUUGUCCCUUAAAACCGGACUGCUCUACUUUGCCGCGGAUCAAGAGCUUUUGUCUUGGGUUCACCAACUGAGUGUUAUGGAGUGGCCGGAUACAGUCCCUUCACAGCGAUCCACCGCCGCGUACCUUUUUACGAAGUGGCGGGAUACGGAGCCAUCCAUGAGGGAACAGGGGAUGGAUCUCAUCGACCCCCGUGUGCAGGAACUCCUUCUCCACACAAGGCGGCUCAUCAAAUCGGCGGCCGUGGAGGCGGUAAGGAGGCGAAACAGAACCGCCCUGGAUUUUCUCUUGUGCCAUUUCGAACCUUUUUUUGACGACGACUUCGAUGACCGCCCCCUGCUUCAUACACUGGUGGCGAAACGCGACAUCUCACUGCUGCAGACAUUCCUUUCUCGGGCCCAGGAGGAGUCUAGAGCCAAGAAUGAUCCUUAUUUUGGGGACUUGAUCGAGGAUUAUGAACGUGCGCGUGUUCCGCUGGUAGAUAGGCAUGACCCCGUCGGCCGGACAGCGUUACACGUUGCGGUGGCGAUGCGGGAAGUCGCAAUUGUCUCGGAAUUACUUCAAUACCAUGCCAGCAUCAAUGUGCUCGAUAGGGAUCACCGAGCACCGUUGCAUAUCGCUUGCGCGAACAACUCGGGAGGAGACUGGGGCACGGAUGACGGCAAAGAUCCUGCGGUGGCAGAGACGGCAGAUUACGACAUGGUGGAACUGCUGCUGAAGAGCGGCGCGCGUUGCGGUGUUUUGGAUAAGGAUGGCCACACAGCUCUCCAUGCUGUUUGCUACAACAUUCCGGAACCGGCGCCGCCAGAAGAAGGCGACCCGGACCCUGGCGGGGGAGAGACCGAGCCUAACGGGGUUGUCCGCAUCAUCGAUCUUCUACUACUGCAUGGAGCAGAAGUCGACGCACUGAGCAGCCUCGGCACUACCCCGUUGCACAUGGCCUGCCGUGCGGGUAACGUCUGGCGCGAGUCGUGCCCGAACACAUUGGCGGCGGUCAGGCGACUUUUGGAUGCCGGGGCGAAUCCCAACGUGAGCAGCGACUCAAACGAGACACCGUUACACAUCGCGGCCGCACGCUCAGAACACCGUAUCGUUGCCGAGCUCAUCCAACGCGGCGCCAACGUCAUGGCGAGGGACGAGCUCGGCCAGGUCCCUCUCCAUCACGCCGCAUGGGCGGCGAACGACGGCGUCGCGGCGGAACUCCUCGCGCAGUCCAACCAAACCAUUGAUCCUAUUGACAGCAAGGGCUCCACGCCGCUGCACUUUGCCUGCCAGUUCUACCCUGCCGAGGGCAACGACAAGCACUGCGCACGCGGUCUGCAGCUCAUGAGGCGGCUUUUGGAACGCGGCGCCGACGUGCACUCGGUAUACAACUGGCUCGGCCUCUCGCCGUUCCGUCUCGCCGAGUCCCGAGGCCUAGCCAAAGUUGUUGCGCUCUUGAGGGAGUUUGGUGGCGACCCGCCGGUGCCGCCACCGCUGCCGUCGCCGAAGCUGGUGCCGCUAACGGCUGCACAACUUGAAGCGUCGCCAGAGUGGAAGCUCCCAAACUGGAUGCGACUCCUGCUGGGGGCCAAGGAGCCUGUUGCUGGGCGUGGUGUUUCCAGCACUCCCAAUGUUCCAAGUGCUCCUGGUGCGAGAGGUUCCAAGGUAGUUAGGGGUCUCGAUGCUCCCUAGGACAGACAUAUAGUUCGGCUACCGAGUAUCAACCGACUGUGUACAUAUUUUGUAAAUACGUACCCUACCGAACUUGCGCGUUACGCGCAUGUUAUAGGGCGAUUAAUAUAGCUUUAUACUAUUCUACUA